CCGCCGUCUCUCUCUCCCUCAGGAGCAGGAGGUGUCCCUCCUCGCCUCGGCCGCAGGCUCUCGGAGCAUCCUGCUGAACUUGGUAGCCCGGAGUCGCAGCUCCAGAGGGGCAGCAUGCAGGGUUCAAAGAAGCUAGUGAACACAAUUCUGGGUUGUGCAGACGAUGCAUUGGCUGGAACAGUGGCUUGUAAUCCUCAUCUCCAGAUCCUGCAUGGACACAGAGUGGCAUUACGUGCUGACUUGGAGAAUCUGCGAGGCAAAGUGGCACUUAUUUCUGGAGGUGGUUCAGGACAUGAGCCUGCACAUGCAGGGUACAUCGGGAAGGGAAUGCUCACUGGAGUGGUAGCUGGUCCAGUAUUCACUUCACCUGCAGUGGGUAGCAUUUUAGCAGCAAUUCGGGCUGUGAGGCAAGCUGGUGCAGUUGGAACGCUGCUAAUAGUGAAGAACUAUACUGGGGACCGUCUGAACUUUGGGCUGGCAUUGGAACAAGCACGGGCAGAAGGGGCUUCUGUGGAGAUGGUGGUUAUUGGUGAUGACUGUGCCUUUACCAAACAGAAGAAGGCUGGCAGGAGAGGACUAUGUGGCACAGUGUUAAUACACAAGGUAGCUGGGGCUCUGUCUGAGGCAGGUUGUGGUCUGAGUGCAAUUGCUCGCAAGGUUACUGCUGUUGCACACUCAAUGGGCACCCUUGGAGUUAGUCUAACCCCCUGCAGUGUUCCUGGAUCGAGACCUACCUUCCAGCUUGCUGAUGAUGAACUUGAGCUAGGCUUAGGAAUCCAUGGUGAAGCAGGGGUGCGCAGGAUGAAGAUAACAUCAGCAGAUCAGGUUGUCAAAAUAAUGCUGGAUCACAUGACCAGUCACUCCAACGCUUCACGUGUGCGACUCAAGUCUGGUGCUUCUGUAGUCUUGAUGGUGAACAAUUUGGGUGGGUUAUCCUACCUUGAAUUAAGUGUAGUGGCUGGGUCUGCUGUGCGUUGUCUUGAGAGCAGGGGCAUCCAUAUUGCCCGAGUUUUUGUUGGCUCCUUUAUGACUGCACUGGAAAUGGCAGGUGUCUCCCUUACUCUUUUGCUUGUAGAUGAUGAGCUGUUGACUCUCAUUGAUUCCGACACUACAGCUGUUGCGUGGUCACAACCUGCCAAGGUGCAUGUGUCAGGCCAGAAAAGAGUGAGAGAGUCAGUAGCACCCAAGGAAGAGGAGGAAGAUGAGUCUUUUCCAUUUAAAGCACCAGCCACCCCCUACAUGAGAGCAGUUCUAGAGAAGGUGUGCAACACACUGCUGAACCUACAAGAGGAGCUCAAUGAUCUAGAUCGGGCCGCAGGUGAUGGAGACUGUGGCAGCACACAUGCACGAGCUGCCAGAGCAAUCCAGGAAUGGGUGGAGUCAAAACCUCUACCACUGUACCCCUCUCAGCUGCUCUCUGCCCUAGCAAAGUUACUGCUGGAGAAGAUGGGGGGUUCUUCGGGGGCGCUCUAUGGACUGUUUCUAACAGCAGCUGCUCAGCCCCUACGGACUGAUGAUGAAUUGGCAACUUGGUCAGCAGCCAUGGAUGCUGGUAUUGAUGCCAUGAUGCGGUAUGGAGGAGCUGCACCUGGAGACAGAACUAUGCUGGAUUCACUCUGUGCUGCUGCUGAGCAGCUCAGAGCCCUGAAGAACCCACAGACUAAUCCACUGAAGGUUCUGACCAAAGCUGUAGAAGAGGCAGAGGCUGCUGCUGAGUCUACAAAACAUAUGGAAGCAGCUGCAGGCAGGGCCAGUUACAUUGGCUCAUCCCGCCUAAAUCGACCAGACCCUGGAGCUGUAGCAGCUGCAGCUAUUCUUCGUGCAGUGAUGGAAGGAUUGCAGGUUAAAACAAUUUAAUUUAGUGGGCUCUCCAUUGAAUCGAAGUAGCUUCAGAAUGGCAACAUGAUGUUCUUAUAGUACCUUGCUUCUAAUACUUCAGGCUCAAGAGCAUCCUUGCAGUGAAUAGUAUCUGGUGUUUCUGUAACCCCAUGCAUAAGUACAGAUCUAUGCUUUAUAUUCUUAGUUUUGAGAUCAUUACUUUGUACUUUAUGAAAUUUGGCUGUAAUAAAGAGUCCUAUCUUUGGA
Molecule: messenger RNA, 2085 nt
Organism: Podarcis raffonei (Aeolian wall lizard)
Lineage: Eukaryota; Metazoa; Chordata; Lepidosauria; Squamata; Lacertidae
Gene: TKFC
Product: triokinase and FMN cyclase
Exons: 18
Coding region: 115-1857 (580 amino acids)
Biological process (GO): glycerol catabolic process
Cellular component (GO): cytosol
Molecular function (GO): glycerone kinase activity; ATP binding
Source: RefSeq, a predicted model, not a curated record